GUGGGAUUGUGGGAAACGUAGUCCUUAAGCUCGCAGGUGGUUUAAACGCUUGUAAUCUGUGAUUUGAAGGCAGCUGGAGGGGAUAAAGCCUAAACAGUCAUCCUGUUUAGGAGCCCGGUGGUCUGUUAUUACCAUCUCCUUAGAGGCGUGUUGGCGUAAAAAAGACUACAGAAAGCUCAAAAAGGCCUUGUAUUGAUAGCUAAGCUAAGCUAAUCCCCAGCAUGGUGAAGGCCCUGAAGGAGCUCCGCAGGUUCCACCUGGAGAAGAAAGCUGUGGUGGUUAAUAAGACUCAGGUCGUGUUGGGGAACCUUUCCUGGCCCAAAGACACGAAAACUAAGUUUGCUGUGAGCGGGUGUGAUGAGCGCUACACUCUGGAGUCGGUGGUCUUCCUCCUGCAGAACGCUAACCUUCAGCAUGACCACUAUCUGAGACGAGCUGCGAUCCAGAAGAUUCCUGCAGUGAAACAGGCAGACAGGAGGAACAUCCUGGCCUACCUCAACGGAGAACCCGCUAAGAUGAAAGGCUCCUCCACUCUGACCGUGGGCCACACAAAGACACGUCCAGUGAAGCGGCGCGCUGAUGAAGAUUCCCCCGCCGAUGCGAAGCGCCCACGCAGAGAGGAUGUACGUGGAGUGUGUGAUGGCGACAGAAGCUCCAGAUGUGUCAGGCGUGAGACCCUCAGCCGCAGGUAAGUCAACAGCCUCCUCUGUCUGCUUCUUCAGCUGCAGUGGAGGCUCCUCUCCUACCCUGCGUUCACACCGGCAGCGACGCGAUUUUCAAUGAAAGCUGGUGAUUUCUGGCAACAGGAGGCAGUGCGAACGUUGGUGAUGCGAACGUUGGUGAUGCGAAGUGGGCGGAGU
This is a messenger RNA of Colossoma macropomum (tambaqui), 860 nucleotides long. Its product is annotated as parafibromin-like. The transcript is spliced from 8 exons. Gene Ontology annotation, cellular component: Cdc73/Paf1 complex. NCBI's taxonomy places the organism in Eukaryota, Metazoa, Chordata, Actinopteri, Characiformes, Serrasalmidae. Bases 222 to 692 code for a protein of 156 amino acids. The record is from RefSeq and is a predicted model, not a curated record. Gene Ontology annotation, molecular function: RNA polymerase II complex binding. Gene Ontology annotation, biological process: transcription elongation by RNA polymerase II; positive regulation of transcription elongation by RNA polymerase II.